This is a messenger RNA of Thermothelomyces thermophilus ATCC 42464, 1857 nucleotides long. RefSeq lists its product as uncharacterized. Gene Ontology annotation, molecular function: L-amino acid transmembrane transporter activity. The coding region runs from base 1 to 1857 and encodes 618 amino acids. Gene Ontology annotation, cellular component: membrane. The transcript is spliced from 7 exons. NCBI's taxonomy places the organism in Eukaryota, Fungi, Ascomycota, Sordariomycetes, Sordariales, Chaetomiaceae. Gene Ontology annotation, biological process: amino acid transmembrane transport. The record is from RefSeq and is a predicted model, not a curated record.
AUGCCCUUCAACUGGAGGCGGCCCUUCCGCACCGACGGCGGCGGCGGCGGCGGCGGCGUGCAGACGGAGCAGCAGCAGCAGCGGAACGGCGGGGGGAGCUCCUCCUCGGUCGACCGCUUCGACAGCUCCGGCGAGGUGACGGAUGGCAGUCUCAAGUACACGCUCGAGAAGGGCGAGAACGACUCGCCCGUCUCGUACCAGGAGGCCUCGGGCGCCCCCGUCGAGCGCCGCUCGCCCCUGGGCUACGACGUCGGCAGCAUCACCAUCAUCUUCCUCAAUGUCAGCAAGAUGAUUGGCACCGGCGUCUACUCGACGCCGUCGGCCAUUUACAAGGGUACCGGCUCGGUAGGCCUGGCCAUGAUCUACUGGACUCUCGGCUUCUUCACUUCCCUGGCCAGCCUGUGCGUGUACCUGGAGUACGCGUCCUACUUCCCGAACCGGUCCGGCUCUGAGGUCGUCUAUCUGGAGCAGGCCUAUCCCCGGCCCAAGUGGCUCAUCUCAACCACUUUUGCCUUCCAGUCGGUUGCGUUAUCCUUUAGCAGCAGCAAUGCCAUCGUGAUGGCCCAGUAUCUGUGGCGAUGUGGAACAAGCACUCCGACCGACUGGCAGCUCAAGGGAACUGCCAUCGCUUGCUAUACUUGUGCUUUUCUGAUCGUCGGUUUCCACACGCGCUUCUCGUACUGGGUGUCCAACGGAAUCGGCAUCAUCAAGGUCCUCACCCUCAUCUUCAUCUCCAUCACCGGCUUCGUCGUCCUCGGCGGCCACGUCUCGCGCGUUCCCGAACCCAAGGCCAACUUUGUCAACGCCUUCGAGGGCCACGCCACCCCCUACGGCCUGACCAACGCGCUCUACCGCAUCAUCUUUUCCUACGCCGGCUACGAAAACGCCUUUAACGUCGUCAACGAGGUGAAGAACCCCGUCAAGCAGCUCCGGCGCAACGGCUUCGCCGCCCUGGUCAUCGUGACGGUCCUGUACAUCUUUGCCAACAUUGCCUGGUUCUCCGCCAUCCCCAAGGCCGAGCUGGCCGAGGCCAAGGAGAUCGCCGCCGCCCUCUUCUUCAGCCGCGUCUUUGGGCCCGACAAGGCCGUCAACGGGCUCAACUUCCUCAUCGCGCUCAGCUCGUUUGGCAACAUCGUGGCCGUCGCCCUCGGCUCGUCGCGCCUGAUUCGCGAGUGCGGUCGCCAGGGCGUGCUCCCCUUCCCGCGCUUCUGGGCGUCGACGCGGCCGUUCGGCACGCCGCUGGGGCCGUACGCGCUUAAGUACACGCUGACGGUGCUGAUGAUCCUGGCGCCGCCGGCGGGGGACGCGUUCAACUUCAUCAACGACCUGUACGUCUACCCGAGCUCCGUCUUCCAGGUCCUGCUCGGCGUCGGCCUGCUCCUCGUCCGCCGCCGCCGCCGCCGCCUCGGCCUGCCCCGCUCCGAGUUCCGCGCCUGGGACCCCGUCAUCGCCUUCAACAUCCUCGUCUACGUCUACCUGCUCGUCAUGCCCUGGUACCCCCCGGCCGGCGGCGCCAACGCCGGCGACGUCAGCUUCUGGUACGGCACCUACAUCGUCACCGGCAUUGGCAUUCUCAUCGGCUGUGGCAUUUACUACUACCUCUGGGUCAACCUCAUCCCCCACGUCAAGGGCUACCGCAUACGCCAGGAGGUCCUGGUCUUUGAGGACGGUGCCCAGUCGCACAGGCUGGUCAAGGUGCCCGUGGCUGAGGUAGCCGAGUGGGAUGCCACCCACGACGCCGUGGGCAGGCCACUCAAUGUCAACAACGGAAAGUCCGGCUCGGGCUCGCAUCAAAAGAAUGACGACCAAGAGGAGGUGGGUAAGGUGGUGCGGAUUGGUGACCCCGAGAAACAAUAA